AACUUACUUGGCCCGGUUACUCAGUUAUUCCGCAGGAACACCUGAGCUCUUUUGUGCUGAAGCUGUUAGAUUGUUAUCUCAGUAAAUAAGGGUCAUUAUGUCUGGCGUCAAACCUUUGCCUUCGGCUGUAUUAUUAUAUAGUGAAAGCGUCAUCUUAUGCACUAACGAUUGUUCCUCUGAAUGUAGAGACGACAGGUCCGCCAUGUGGUGCCGACACUGGCGGUUCAUCUUCAUUUUAUGAUCAGAGAGAGCCGGCUGUUGGUGUGGUGUCAUUUGGACAUAUUGCAGUCGGUUAUUAACUUCAAUCCGAGCCAAAAAAAAAAAGCAAACAUGGUGUGCUUUUAAAGGCAUUUAGAUGUGCCUUGGUCUUUGUCUGCAACGCUCCCUCCAGCUGCAAUCUUUAGUAAUUGUUUUGGAAUCUAAUUGAGAGCACGUCUUGUCGAUUGAAGCAAAGUUGUCGGUAUCCAUCGCUGUGGGAGCCUUGCUCUGUCAAAUAUUUUAUUUUGGAAUUACCUUCACGCCUGCUCGGCCGUCAGUAUGAUUCGGUCAUGUGUAAAUUUAUUUUUUACUUCAGUGGUCGACAUAUAUCGCUGGUAAAAGAGAGUUUUAUCUUCGUUACAUUCAAAGGGUUGGAAUCAAGAUAUUUCAGUGUAAGAUUUAUAUUUUAGACCCUGUGAAUUGGGUGUCUAGAGACUUCAUCUCCAAAAACUACAUGGAACACAGUCAUUUUUGCAGAUGAGAUGCUUGUUUUAAGAAUUACUUAUGCUUUACUCUUCAUUACAUUCAACUUGGCCAACAAUGGAGUGUCAGACCCCUCAGCUCCACACUUCAUCAGAGAGUCAGUGUAUCAUACUAUGACCAUGUAUGCCAAGGUUGGAGAUGAUGUUGAACUUGAUUGUUUGUCAGAUGGCAAUCCACAUCCAGAUAUAUCCUGGUACAAAUACAAUGUUCCCCUUUUGGAGAUAACUUAUCGCAAAUUAGAGGACACAUUUAUAAAGUCUGGGAAGUUGCUUUUAAGUGACCUUCUGCUUGCAGAUGCGGGAAACUAUUCUUGCCAUGUGAAUAAUUCCUUGGGCCUGAUUAAUAGGACAUUCAUACUACGCAUUUAUGAAUCUUCAAAUGGCAAACCUAUUAUCCUCAAGUCACUACUGACGAACAACACAGCAGUGCUAGGAGGCGAAGCAAGAUUCCUUUGUCAAGUGACCAGUGACUCAGUUACGUAUGUCAGAUGGCACUUCAAGAGACAUCAUGCAAAAAGCAAUGCUUUUGACAAUAAAACAACAACUAUUAUUGAGAUAACCAGCAUUGCACCAGUUAAAAUUUUGACUACCUUGGGCCCGAAUACAUUAAAUGGUGACCUUUUCAAAGUGAAUGCAGAGGUUUUUGUUCAGAAUGUAUCAUUUCAUGAUGAAGGCGAAUAUAUUUGUGAGGCAUUCAAUCAACAUGGUAGAGUGAGUUGGAGUGCAUUCUUAAUAGCAGUCAAAGGUCCUACUCCAUCAGCUACAGAUCUAGAGACCAGAUAUGAGGCUCUGUUUGGACGCACGCAAGAGUUUCCCUUGGCUGUUAUUGUAGCUAUACCAGUAGCCAUCUUAGUUAUUUUGACAGCCUUGUUUAUUAGAGCACUCGAGCGGGCCAAGCAAAGACAUAGUGAGAGACAAAUCAAGAGGACAGAUGUUAAUAGAAACGUAAGCGUCACAAGUGAGCCUUGGAACCAAAAGAAAACGGCAAAACAGAAAACUGUAAAAGAAAUUAUCAUAACUGCGCCUCGUCAAACUCCAAUUUACACGCGGAAACCCAGCGAAGGUAAAACUGGUCAGCAAAUUACCCAGUUACCCAAAGAUAUGACAAGCCUUGAGGCAUGCUCGGUUCGACGACCUGUUUCCUCUCAAGCCAGUGAUGUAAGCAGUGAGCGAUGCAGUGAUGCGCUGGAACUUGAGUGGGAAGGGAUUGAAUUGGUCAUGGAGGAGGGGUUUGAAAUGAUUAAAUUAUGCAAAGAGGAAGAAGUGUAAACACAUGUGAUCCAUGUGAAAGAGAAUCGACUGAGAAAAAAGAAACAUUGGUCAGAUAUACUAGAUAGCGGCCAGUUGUUGUCUUCAUCAGCAGAUUUUUGUGAGUAUCUGUGGUGUGCUCUGAGGAUGGCGCGUUCUUUCAAAAUUUGAACUAUUUUGAAACCAGUACAACUUGUAAGUUUUCUUUCAGUAAUUGGGGUAUACCCAAAUGUGACACAUGUUGUGUCAUGAAUAGCUUAAGUAUCCCAAACUCCAUAUCAGUGUUCCGUGGUUUUGCAAGUUUACAAGUUCCGACUGUGAUACUGCGGUACAGUGCUGAAAAGAGAUUGCACAGAGAACAAGGAGCUGAUCAAGUAGAAAAUAAAACUGUACAAAAUGA
This is a messenger RNA of Pocillopora verrucosa, 2388 nucleotides long. RefSeq names its product fibroblast growth factor receptor-like. The record is from RefSeq and is a predicted model, not a curated record. Lineage: Eukaryota; Metazoa; Cnidaria; Anthozoa; Scleractinia; Pocilloporidae.